GACUAAUUUGUUUUUCAAAACAAACUUCACCUUCACUUAACCAAAGUAUUAUUUGGCUAAAGUAAAAGCUAGAAAAUGCAGCAAGAUGAUGGCCAGGAAAAAACACAGCAGCUGCAGAACUUUCAAUCGGAUGACUUGCUGGAAAAAUUGAAAUUACUCAACUACGAGAAGCAUUUGCUGAAGGAAUUCAAACUGAAGCCGUUGUCACGUUUCUAUUUCGUGAAGGCCACAAAUCCCGGUGAGCAGUUCUAUAUGUUUACGUUGAUAUGCUGGUGGCUUUGCAAGAAACUUGGAAAGGAUAUGGAACGGCCACAGGAGUACGAUGAUCCCAACACUGUGGCUGCCAAAAUCAUUCAAUUGCUUGGGGAGAUUGAUGUCCCCGUCGACUUUCAACCAAAUAAGCUGAUACGUGGAGCCGGACCCAUUUGCCUGAUGGUCCUGGAUGUCCUUUCCACGCAGGCCUGCAAAGUGGCCAAGGUGGGUUACCAAAAACUGCACAUCGCCCAGGAGGAGGAGUUCCUCGGCGAUUAUCUCGAGGAUAAUGCUGAGAUAAUAUUGGAGAAGCUGGAGGAUGAGCAGAAUGCAGCCGCUUUGAGUGACGACAGCGACAUGGAGUUGGAGUCGCACAAUUUCAGGCAACUCAACUGGCUAAAUCGACCGCAAAAGAAGUCCAUGGGUGAUGUGAAUCUGGAUGAGCGGAGUCAGGAACUGAAUGCCCGGAUGAGUGACCAUCAGGAGUGGCAUUUGGAACUGGAGAGGGUGCUGCCCCAUCUGAAAGUAUUCGUGAAGGCAGAUGCCCGCGACUGGAGAACACACAUCACUCAAAUGGAGGCCUAUGAAAAGAGCAUAUCAGAAUUGUCGGAAACCACCGAAACUCAGCUAAAGAAACUGCAUAGUGAGUUCACAUUCAGUUUGGAGAAAAUCGAGAGUCGCGAGAAGCAUCUGAACAACGAACUCCAACCGUUGAUUCAGCAGUUCAAGGAACUCUCCAUCGAACUGUCCGCCAUUCAGUAUGCCCAGAAUCAAGUGCAGACGGACACGGAGAAGCAGAUGGCCCAGCUCAGCGAGGUCAUCAUGGAGCAGGAGCUCAAAAAAGAGGAAAUGGAGCGACGUGGCCAGGUCAUGUCAGAUGGCAGUUCGGUGCAGCAGAUCAGGAAAUCGAUCGUCAAGCUGAAGGAGGACAUCAACCAGCUGAAUCUGGAGGUGGCUCUGCUGGUGCAUGCCCACGAUCAAGAUAUUGUGGUGCGGCAGUUGCAGCAAACCACCGACCUGGCAAACAACCCAUAGAAUACACUGUAUGCUCUAUACCAAGCUGAUAAGGAACUACUUAGCAUACUAUCUGAUUAUAUGUACCAUAUAUAUCCCAUCCAGGGGAUGUCCCAGCCCGAUCUUUUCACACCUCGCAAAUGGGUGUGCGGUUGCUCUCGUUUACACUCGUUCUC
Drosophila elegans is the source of this 1442-nucleotide messenger RNA. It is a transcript of the gene IFT57, whose product is annotated as intraflagellar transport protein 57 homolog. The record is from RefSeq and is a predicted model, not a curated record. Gene Ontology annotation, biological process: intraciliary transport; non-motile cilium assembly. Gene Ontology annotation, cellular component: intraciliary transport particle B; centrosome; cilium. Bases 76 to 1287 code for a protein of 403 amino acids. The transcript has 3 exons. NCBI's taxonomy places the organism in Eukaryota, Metazoa, Arthropoda, Insecta, Diptera, Drosophilidae.